ACCGGCGGUAGUCGCGAUCUGCCCGCCGCCGCGGCCUCACGUCCGCCCCAGCCCCACCACCGUCGGAAAAGUUCCCAGCCGCAGUGACGAGUGAACCGUGCCAGUGUGUAUGAUGUAGCGUGUGCCCCCGUUGUUAUGGUGAGGACGCGCUAGCGUCAAUGGCAGCGUGCCCGAGGUUCCCGUUUCAACAGUAAAGUUAUCCAGAAAAAUGUGCGAACUCGAGUGGCAUACUAUAUUUGUGCGUGCGGACAUAUCGCGAGUGACAAGUGACGGCAACAGUUAGGUGAUGUGCGCGUAAGGUUCGACCACGACGUCGAACUAUUCGGAGUGGGGGACGCUGGCGCCUGCGGCCAGCGAUGGUAUGGACUUUGUACUCGGCAACGGCAGCGAGGAGGGAUGGAACGCGACGGAGGAGGCGGCGAGUGCGGACCUGUACAACUACUGGGCGUGGAGCAUCAUCGACGGCGCGCUCAUGCUGCUCAUCGUCAGCGGCAACACGCUCACCAUCCUGGCCGUGACGCUGAGCCGGCGCCUGUCCUCGCUCGUCUCCAACCAGUUCGUGCUCAACCUGGCCGUCUCCGACCUGAUGGUCGGCCUCACGCUGCCCUACCAUCUCGUGUUCUACCUUGACUCUAGCGUCGGCAAGAUCAAGUGGUCUUGUCUGAUGAGAUUCAUUCUUAUUAUACUCGCGUGUCUCGCGUCUAUUUACAACAUCAUCGCAAUAGCUGUCGAUAGGUACAUCGCGAUCGUGCACCCGCUGCACUACAGCCGCUACAUGACGAAGGUGGUCACGCGCGUGCUCAUGAGCGCCACGUGGUCGAUAGCGGUGUGCAUCAGCUGCAUCCCUAUGUUUUGGAAUGACUGGCACGAAGGGGUCGCUUGCGAGAUGAACAUGGUGGUGCCGAAGAGAUACACGACGUGCAUCCUGGCGCCGAUGUUCUCGCUCAUCUGGAUGGUGAUGUUCGUGCUGUACUGGCGCAUCUGGCGCGAGGCCACGUGCCACGCGCGCCGCAUGCGCGCCAACACGUGCUGCCCCUCGGGCGCCAACGACUGGAAGAGCAUACAGGUUGUCCUGCUAGUGCUGGGGUCAUUCUCCAUAUGCUGGAUGCCGUUCGUGGUGGUGGCGUGCGCGCAGACGCUGCCGAUCCGGCCGCUGCACAACCCCAUCGCGUACCGGCUCACGUCGUCGCUGGCCAUGUCCAACUCGGGCAUCAACCCGCUCAUCUACGCGUGGAAGAACGCCGGCUUCCGCGCCGCCUUCGCCAAGCUGCUGCGCUGCAAGCGGCCGGACACGUCGGAGUACCGCGGAUCGCCGGCGCCGGAGCGCAAGCGCGGCUCCGUGGCGCUGCGCGAGGGCUCCGUGUCGCGCUCAAGCGCACCCGCAUUGACCGGGCUGGGCGCGCUGGGCGGCCGGCCGGCGCGGCUGCUCAUAGCGGAGCGCGAGCCCGACGCGGCGCGCUGUCGCAUCAUAGAAAACGCCGGCUACGUGGACGCCGACGCCGGCGACGCCAACCCGUCGUACGCGCCCGACCCCCCGCCCGUCCACCGCCCGGCCCCCCGCCCCCCCGGCGCAGAAGUAGUGUAGUGUAUUUUUCUAAACGACCUGACGUUUGUGGGAAGUGAAACGCUUUUAGCAUUUAAAGUUGUUAGUGACUCGUAGGUACCCCCCUUCGCAUUUAGGUACCUGUUGAUCUACGCUCAAGUUUUUAAAAGCUUUAUUGUUGAAUUUUUAUUGACAGAUUUUAAUCAGUUUCCAGCAUAAUAAAGAUUUUAAUGUAAAGAGAUCCUCUGUCAAAUAAAUUGAGAU
This is a messenger RNA of Ostrinia furnacalis (Asian corn borer), 1807 nucleotides long. It is a transcript of the gene mAChR-C, whose product is annotated as muscarinic Acetylcholine Receptor, C-type. Lineage: Eukaryota; Metazoa; Arthropoda; Insecta; Lepidoptera; Crambidae. The coding region runs from base 362 to 1585 and encodes 407 amino acids. Gene Ontology annotation, cellular component: membrane. Gene Ontology annotation, molecular function: G protein-coupled receptor activity. The record is from RefSeq and is a predicted model, not a curated record. Gene Ontology annotation, biological process: G protein-coupled receptor signaling pathway. The transcript has 5 exons.